ACUGCUGCUGACUGUCUUGUUGAUACAUCCAUGACUAUGUUAGCUACUGUUAGCAUAGUAGCCAUGCAGCUAGCCAGCUGGGGUUUGGGGGACUAAAGGAAAACAUGCGAACUUAUUUUAUCCAGCCUUCACUUGCACGUGUUUGGUAUCGAGGUCAUCCAAAAGUAACCGGAAGUAAACAAGUGACAUUACUUUGAUGUUGUGUUAAGUAAAAAGUCACUUCAGCCCGAGUUUGUUUGAGUCAAAACUGCAAAAUUAGGCGUAUAAAGUAGAAGAAAACAUGUAAACUACCUCAAAAUGAGACUGAAUUGUACUUAAUUCACGCCUCAGGUAAGUAUGUGAUUUUAUUUACUACCAGAGGGGAUUAACAACACAGCAGCUCCUCAUGAACUCAGCUUCCGGGUGUUUUUAGGGGGAGUGAGUCAGAAAUAGCUCUGACAUGUCGUCUGCUGUGACCCGGCCCGUCUCUCUCUCUCUCUCUCUCUCCACAUGGUUCUGUCAAUCACAGGCCCAAAACAAGAUGGCAGGCUGCAGGAGCUGGUUCUUCUUUUUCACAGUGUGUGCCGUCGGCUUGCUCGGGGCCAAUGCAGAGAUCAAAUUCACCAUUCCUGUGGGGAGGUUCUUCACAUACGAGCUGAUGAGAGAGACUUUCCAGAACGACUUUGAGCCUUUGUCGAAACUCUAUGCCGGACGUUUGUACGAUGACCCCAUGAUUUUUAAGUGCAACAGGCAGAACUUCCCGGACCUCCCAGAGUGGCUGCGCUUCACCCAGAGGCACCCGUUUGAUAACGGCUUCCUGUACGGCACGCCAAUGUCUCCCGGGAAAAGUAUAAUCGAGAUCUUCGCCGUCAACAAGCGGAGCUAUGAAACAACCAGACAGAUCCUCGUCAUCAAAGUCACCGCAGAGACGAUGCUGCCGUACCAAGCUGAGUUCUUCAUCAAGCUGAGGGAGAUUGAGAAGGUGCUGCCCUCUGUUGUCCAGGAUGAGAUAAAGCAGGACCUGCAGAAGCUGUGGGACACUGAGGAGCUGGAGGUCGUCAACAUCACCAACGCUCUGGACCGCGGAGGCCGGGUUCCCCUGCCGCUCGCUGGACACUUUGAAGGUGUGUAUGUGAAGGUCGGGUCCAAGCAGUACUUCUCAGACUGUCUCCUGAGGGUUCUGGCGCCGGAGCAUGAGAAGCAGUGCACAGCCGGGUCCAGAGUCAAAGUCCCCGGAGGAUGCAACUUCUGCACCAUCCCCAGCAACUGCAUCACCUGGUGCAAGACGGAGCUGUUUGACCUGACGCAGCAGGAGCCAGCUCCACCUCCUCCCACUGUGGGUUCGGGGAUCAUGGAGACCGGCGUGGAGUUCGACCCCCUGGAGUCGCCCCCGAGCAGAGACUUCUUCCCGGACUACUUGGUGACGGUGAUCGUGCCUCUGGUCCUCGCCAUCAUCCUGUGCGUCCUGCUGGCCUACGUGAUGUUCUGCAGACGAGAGGGAGUAGAGAAGAGGAACGCAAGAACAAACCAGAUCCAGCUGUACCACCACCACACCAUCCUCGGGAACACCGACGAGCUGAGGGACAUGGCGGGAAGCCGCGGCGUCCCUCCACCUCUGUCCACGCUGCCCAUGUUCAACAGCCGGACCGGGGAGCGGGCCGGGCCUCUGCAGUCCGACAGCCCCGUCCCCCUCAUCCGGGCCCAGCAUGAUCCCUACGUCGACACUCUGCCCAGGAAGUGAGAACAGCGAUGGAUUAAAGCGUCAUUUACAGUAUUUGCAGUGAGAAGUUAGGCUUUGUUUUUUUUGUUUGUUUUUCUUCUUUGAGAUAAAUUAAUAGUGUUCAUAAAGUUAUUUGCAGUUCAUGUAUAUCUGUAUUGCACCGUCCGGCACGACUAAUAAAAACAUGUCCAGUGCUGCGGUCUUUAUCGUCAUGUC
Messenger RNA from Acanthopagrus latus (yellowfin seabream), 1915 nucleotides. RefSeq names its product sarcoglycan, alpha (gene sgca). Gene Ontology annotation, cellular component: membrane; sarcoglycan complex. Lineage: Eukaryota; Metazoa; Chordata; Actinopteri; Spariformes; Sparidae. Gene Ontology annotation, molecular function: calcium ion binding. The coding region runs from base 440 to 1720 and encodes 426 amino acids. The transcript is spliced from 11 exons. The record is from RefSeq and is a predicted model, not a curated record.